AUGGACUUUGACGACCUCGCCGUGGACAACGGGUACCAGCUCGGCGGCGCAGACGACGAACGGGAGCGGGCACAGAAUGCCGCCAUCAUUGAAGAGCUCGAACGCAAGAAGCGUCUCAGAAAGCUGGCCGUUCCAACAGACGACAAGAAGGUCAGGGAGAGGCUCAGGGCGUACGGCGAACCUAUAACGCUGUUUGGUGAAGGGCCGGGGGACAGAAGAGAUCGUCUGAAAUAUGUACAAGAGCAGAUGGAACAGGCAAAGGGCGAAGGCGGCAUGAUCGUGGAUAGCGACGAUGAGAGUAGUGAUUCCGAGGGCGAAGAAGAAGAGUUCUACGAGGGGUCCAAUGACCUUCUCCAAGCCCGGCGCAGGAUGGCAAAGUACUCUAUUCUGAGGGCAAAAGACCGUGUCACUCGGCAGCGUCAGGAAUACAGCUUGCCACUUGGCAAAUUGGUCAACCAUCGUAAAGCAAUCUUUAAAGAUCUCCAAACCUUCAACAAUCUCGGCUCGCAACACGGUGACGAUCGCCCCCUCUCCACCAUCCGCUUCUCCCCCAACUCUCAAUACCUCCUGACCACAUCCUGGACAGGCGCCACCAAAAUAUGGGACAUGCCCAACCUCAAUCCCGUCUCUACCAAACGGGGGCACGAGGAAAAGCUGGGAGGAGCCGCGUGGUAUCCUUUUGCCGGGGUGGAGAAUGGAUGGACGGAUGACAGUCUUGCUUUUGCGACGGGUGGAGGAGAGGGGGAUGUCAAGUUGUGGAGCAUGAACGGGGAAAAGUCGAUCGGGACGCUCAAGGGGCACACUUCCCGAGUCGGGCGGAUGGCAUUCCACCCCUCGGGUGAAUACCUCGCUUCGGCAGGUUUCGACGGCACAUGGCGCUUAUGGGACGCACAAAAACAAAAAGAGUUGAUGAUCCAGGAAGGACACAGUAAGGAGGUGUAUGCCUUGGGUUUCCAAGAUGAUGGAGCGUUGAUUGCGUCCGGUGGUUUCGAUGCGAUAGGAAGAGUGUGGGAUCUGCGUACAGGCCGAACCAUCAUGAUUCUCGAUGGACACGUCAAAGAAUUGCUUGCCAUGGACUUUGCUCCCAACGGGCACGUCCUUUUUUUCUCUCCUCUUCUAGAGCUGACGUUUCUGCGCAGAUACCAAAUAGCAACAGGUUCAGGCGACGAUACCGUCCGUAUCUGGGACCUUCGUGCGCUCAAAACGCAAUACAUUAUCCCCGCCCACAAGUCCAGUGUGUCGGACGUACGAUUCUUCCGAGAUAGCGGGGAGAAAAAGUUGCUGGGCAUGGGACCGGACGGGGAGGGCGUCGAAAAGGGCGGGAAAGAUGUGGUGGAAGGGCCAGCAGAUGGAAUGGACGUGGAUGCGUCCCAUGACCGACCAGAGGCGACCGGGGAAGAUGUCAACCCCUCACGUUCGGGCACAUUCCUUCUCACAGCAGGGUUUGACAAUACUGUCCGUCUAUGGUCGGCAGACGAGUGGAACCUCGUGAGAAACUUGUCGACAGACUCGGGCAAGGUGAUGAGUGCCGAUAUUAGCGGCGAUGGCAAGUUUGUGGCUAGUGCUAGUUAUAGUAGAAGUUUCCAUCUGUUUGGGGGUGAGAAUUCACUGUAG
Molecule: messenger RNA, 1614 nt
Organism: Cryptococcus wingfieldii CBS 7118
Lineage: Eukaryota; Fungi; Basidiomycota; Tremellomycetes; Tremellales; Cryptococcaceae
Product: U4/U6 small nuclear ribonucleoprotein PRP4
Exons: 6
Coding region: 1-1614 (537 amino acids)
Biological process (GO): mRNA splicing, via spliceosome
Cellular component (GO): U4/U6 x U5 tri-snRNP complex
Molecular function (GO): U4 snRNA binding; protein binding; U6 snRNA binding
Source: RefSeq, a predicted model, not a curated record